Messenger RNA from Hyaloperonospora brassicae, 1107 nucleotides. NCBI's taxonomy places the organism in Eukaryota, Oomycota, Peronosporomycetes, Peronosporales, Peronosporaceae. The record is from the annotation of a GenBank genome assembly.
AUGCUCUUCUCGCUGCGUCAGAGGCUGCGACCAGCCGUCACGACCAUCGCGCAGUCCGCGGCCCGCAGUGGUCGUCGUAUCGCUCAGACUGAUCGCUCCCUGCGUUUCGAGCGCGCAGCAGCCGGGCGACUCAUCCCCAUAAACUGUUGCAAUGGACGUUCGUUCUCCUCCUCGCCGAUUGUUGGAGUGGCAAACGACGACCGAGUCGUUGAAGACCUGCCGUCAGAAGGAGUAGAGCAGGCGCUGGACGCUGCUACCUCGGCGGUAGAGUACGCAUCUGUGUCGGAUCUUGGCUACGGGUUGUCUGACAUUGCCAUUCGCUCGCUGGAUGUGAUUCACUCCACGACGGGACUCCCGUGGUGGGCGACCAUCAUCGCGACUACCGUUGCCGUGCGCACGGUUUUCUUUCCGAUCACGGUCGUUUCGAUGAGAAAUGCAGCCAAGAUGAAGCUGUUUCAGCCUGACAUGGAGAAGUUGCGCGCCGAGAUGGACGCUAACCCGACUCGAGAUCCAGAGUCUGUGAUGCAGUUCCAGAAGAAGUAUAAAGCGUUGAUGAAGAAGCACGGCGUGAACCCGCUCAAGAGCAUACUCACGCCGUUGGCGCAGAUACCAGUCUUCAUCGGGUUCUUCUGGGGUUUACAGGACAUCUCCAAGUAUUUUCCGGAGUAUGCACACGAGGGCAUUGGCUGGGUGACCGACCUCUCCGCCGCGGACCCGACGACAGCGCUUCCUAUAAUAUCCUCUGCUCUAUUGGUCGCGUCCGUCGAACUCGGUGGCGACGCCAUGACUGGCGAAAUGAAAGACAAGAUGAAAUUCGGUAUGCGUUGCUUUGCCGUCAUCAUGGUCCCGCUCACCAUGAACUUUCAGUCGGGAAUCUUCGUAUACUGGGUGACGUCGAACAUGUACACGCUGACGCAAACGGCUUUGUUGCGGCUGAACUUUGUCAAGCGUGCGUUUAAGAUUCCGGUGACAGAAGUGCAGCGCCUGGAAACGUCCAGCGUCACAUUGACGUCGCCUUUCGAAGCUGCAGUGGCCCGUGCGAAGGAGGGCACGAUCGUCAAGACGCACGUGUACAAACCGACCAAGCCGUCCAAGAAGAAACAGUGA